GCUCGGAAUCAGUCGCAAGUUUUUAUCAUGGUGUCUGUGACCUUGUAUUGUUGAUAUGUAAUUUUACCGGUACUCAAGUUUCUGAUGGUCCAUUUCUGAUCUGUGUUGGUGUUUUCGCGCUGGCUGUCACAGAAAUUCGGAUCGUGAAUGACUCUGUUUGUCUCACCGCCUCUGUUUAUCUCACCGUUGUGAAUUAAAUCGACACUACCAUGUCUGCGAAACGAGCACACAAGAAAAGUAUACGAGUGAAAAUAAUAAGCAUGGGUAAUGCUGAAGUUGGCAAGAGUUGUAUUAUAAAGAGAGUGCCUAUUAGAGACAAAGAAGUCAAAAUAAAUAUAUUUGACAUGGCUGGACAUCCAAUAUUUUAUGAGGUGCGAAAUGAAUUUUACCGAGAUACACAGGGUGCAAUAUUAGUCUAUGAUGUCAACAGUAGAGAGAGUUUUGAAGCAUUGGAUCUAUGGUUAUCUGAAAUGAAACAAGAUAUUGGUGAUAUCACUGAACUAGACAAGGUUGUCUUCUGUGUUUGUGCGAAUAAAAUUGAUAGACGAACCAACAGAGUUAUAGAUGAAACAGAAGGUAGACUCUGGGCUGAUAGUAAAGGCUUCCAUUAUUUUGAGACAUCAGCACAGAGUGGAGAAGGCGUCAGUGAAAUGUUUCAGACAUUAUUCAAUGGUGUUGUAAAGGCAUUUGAAAAUGGUGGGAAAGUUGAGAGAAUUGCAACAACACUAGGUUACACUAAAGAUCAAGUCGAGGCAAUACAGAGGUUGAAAAAUAGUAAAGACAAUUACGAAAGGCUUGGACUAAUGCCAGGUGCAUCAAAGGAUGACAUCAAUAAAGCUUACAGGAAGCUGGCUGUACUCUUACAUCCUGACAAGAAUGUGGCUCCAGGAAGUGAAGAAGCAUUUAAAAUUCUUGUUAGUGCUAGAACGGAACUACUAAAACAGAGAUAG
Saccoglossus kowalevskii is the source of this 950-nucleotide messenger RNA. Its product is annotated as dnaJ homolog subfamily C member 27-like. NCBI's taxonomy places the organism in Eukaryota, Metazoa, Hemichordata, Enteropneusta, Harrimaniidae. The record is from RefSeq and is a predicted model, not a curated record. Gene Ontology annotation, molecular function: GTPase activity; GTP binding.